AUGCUUAUUGACAUCAAGGCCACCUUGUUGAGGCAGAAUGAAGAUGCCAGGAAGAUAGAGCUCACCCAAUUGAAAGAGCUGCUAGAUUCUAAGGACUUCAAGAUGUUGAAACUGCAACAGGACUUCGUCAGGAAGCAUCACAAUGUGUUCAAAAUCCCCGUGGCAAUGCUUGAAGAUGUGGAACUUAAAGCACAACUGUCAAAAAUGGUCAGUGACCUGCUUUCAUCCAUCCAUGGCAACAUAAAGGCCAAGAAUAGGUUCGCAUUUUUGCGGCACUGCUUGCACAUUUUCCUUAUCCGUGUGGACAACUACAAGACUGUACCCCUCAAAGUUCUUUUUUCCAACUCACUCAUUCCAUCACUUCAUGAUGACCUUCGCAUCAAAAUCAACGAGAAACUCGGCAUUGACAUGGAUGCUAUUGAAUGCAGGAUACAUGGCAAUGUUGAUCAAGACCUCAAACCCAAUACUCCCACUGAUUCUGAAAGUUUCUUAGAUGAAGACCAUCUGAUGCAAGACACGGAGAAUACUGACAAUGGCAGCCAGCAAGAGAAUGAGGGCGAGAAUAUCAGGGGCGAAGGAGCAGAGGAUGAGGACCAAGGCGAAGGAGAUCUGCCAGUUGAUGAGGAAAAUUCAGGAUCUGAAAGCAAAGGACGCCCUGCUGUUUACUCUUUGUCUAAGUUCUGGAAGUUUGUAGAUGACUCCCUCAAUGGCAUUCACAAGCUAGCAAGGGCCUGGGUCAGUGAGCAGGAGGGGAUGGGUGGUUCUCUGACAUAUGAACAUGCUUUUCAUGAUAUCCUUGUGGAAUACUUUCAAUUGGACCUUGCUGAAUUUCCUGGAAGAAGAACCAUUCUGAAGCUCCUCACUACCACUAGCCCCCAGUGGCAGACUACCAUCCAGAACCAGCUCUUAUGUAACAACAUGACUGCAGGUGCUCUAAACAUACGAAGCGUGAUAUCUGGGCAAGGUGUCAAUUGA
Suillus subaureus is the source of this 975-nucleotide messenger RNA. RefSeq lists its product as uncharacterized. The transcript has 7 exons. The record is from RefSeq and is a predicted model, not a curated record. Lineage: Eukaryota; Fungi; Basidiomycota; Agaricomycetes; Boletales; Suillaceae. The coding region runs from base 1 to 975 and encodes 324 amino acids.